Messenger RNA from Oncorhynchus masou masou (cherry salmon), 1204 nucleotides. Its product is annotated as zinc finger protein RFP-like. Bases 29 to 643 code for a protein of 204 amino acids. NCBI's taxonomy places the organism in Eukaryota, Metazoa, Chordata, Actinopteri, Salmoniformes, Salmonidae. The record is from RefSeq and is a predicted model, not a curated record. The transcript is spliced from 6 exons. Gene Ontology annotation, molecular function: protein binding.
CGCACGCAUACAGGACCAGUCCUUCAUCAUGGAGUACAGUAAGAUAACCAAAAGUGUGUCUGAGAGCUGUUCUGUGGAGGAGCUGGAGGUCCCACAGGAGGUGGACAGGGCCAGGCUGAGAUGCCUACAGCAGUGGACUGAGAGGCGGCUGGUCUCAGUGGUCAUCUCCCUGCCUGACCGGGACCCCUUCAGGCUGCUCUAUGGCUCUAUCCCCCGUCUGGACCCGGACACAGCCCACCCCAAGCUGCUCAUCUCUGAGGAGAACAGGAAGGUGUCUUACAGUGAGGUCCAGCAGGCCUACCCGGAGCAGGGGGCUCGCUUUAGCUCCUUCCCCCAGGUCCUGGCCUCUAAACCCCUGGAGGGAGGCCGUGUGUACUGGGAGGUGGAGGUGGAGGAAGACGAGGGCAAAUGGAAGGUGGGAGUCUGCGAGGGUCAGAUCGGCCGUAAGGGCCAGAAAGACACCUGCCGUAUCGGCUUCAACCCCUAUUCUUGGUGCCUGCUGAGUGAGAAGGGGCAGAUAGAAGCCCUGCACGACAAGGUGGCUGUCCCUGUGGAGGUCGACGGACUGGAAAGGGUUGGGGUGUUUCUGGAUUUCGAGGAGGGUAGCCUGUCGUUCUAUAAAGUGGCACAAGGGGCGCUCUGAGCUUGCUCCAUUGUUUUAAACAGAGGUUCAGUGAACCAUUGUAUCCUGCACUAGCCGUGUCUAAAACCCAGCUCAACAUCUCUGAUCUGUUCCAGGCAGAAUCUGUUACGUCAGAGUAGUUACACGAGUACUUCAGAUAUCUAUAAAUCUUCUUCUUUUUUUAACGGCAAAAUCUGAUUCAAACAACAACAGGUGGUCAAUCCGCCACUAUUUUAUUCUGUACACUGCUGAUGAGUGGGGCUAGAGAAGGGAAUUGUUCCAGACAGGCUCAGUAGAAUACACAUAGUGGGGAAGUUUUCUACAGAUCAUAAAUACCUUUUUGUGUAAGCAAUAAAACAAUUUUUUUUUAAACUUUUUAUAAAUGUUAAUCAAUCAGAGGAUCGCGAAGAGAAAUUUCAACGCAGAGAUAAUCUUAAAUAUUCUUGUGUUUCAUUGUUUUCAAAUGUAGAUGUAAUGAGAAGCAUAAAUACACUGAGUGGACAAAAAAUUAGGAACACCUGCCCUUUCCAUGACAGACUGAGAAGGGGAAAGCUAUGAUCCCUUAUUGGUGUCACCUGUUAA